Molecule: messenger RNA, 1426 nt
Organism: Desarmillaria tabescens
Lineage: Eukaryota; Fungi; Basidiomycota; Agaricomycetes; Agaricales; Physalacriaceae
Product: cytochrome P450
Exons: 12
Coding region: 1-1383 (460 amino acids)
Molecular function (GO): oxidoreductase activity, acting on paired donors, with incorporation or reduction of molecular oxygen; heme binding; monooxygenase activity
Source: RefSeq, a predicted model, not a curated record
AUGAGAAGGAAUGGCUCACCUUCGCUAAAUGGGGAGAGAAGUAUGGUUCUAUCAGGCGAUAUAGUUUCGGUCUCCAUCCUUGGUCGGCGCCUGGUUGUCAUAAAUUCGGCUCAGAUGGCUAUCAGUAUACUUGACAAGAAAAGUUUUAUCUACUCCGAUAGACCAGUCGUCGGGAUGGGCGAGCUCGUCGGGUACAAAAACACCCUCGCUCUUAUGCCUUAUGGGGCCCGUUUCCGCAACUACCGUAGAUUAGCACAUCAGCUCUUCGGCAACAACGCGACCAUGAAUCAAUUUCUGCCGAUGUUAGAGUUCGAGACGCGACGUUCUUUAAAGAGGACCUUUACGGGACCUGAAGGACUCUCCAAACAUAUCCGAAAGACUUCCGGUGCCAUAAUUCUGCAAAUCUCACAUGGGUACGUGACUCAAGAAGAGAAUGACCCAUUCGUGGAGCUGGCGGAACGAACAGUGAACCAGUUUUCUCUUGCAGUGGCCUCGGGCAGUUUCUUAGCCAAUAUUAUUCCAAUCUUAACCCACAUCCCAGAUUGGUUUCCGGGGGCGGGAUUCAAACGGACCGCUCGAGAGUGGGCUUCAACCCUAAACGAAUUGGUGGAAAAACCACAUAACUAUGUGAAGGAAGAAAUGGCGGCUGGAACGGCUCGUCAUUCCCUGACCUCCAGCCAUCUUGAAAAGGACGUGACUGCCGAAGAAGAGUACGAUAUCAAAUGGCUUGCAGCAUCUCUAUAUGCCGGUGGGGCUGAUACUACUGUUGCAGCUAUUUACGUCUUCUUCAAAGCAAUGCUUCUGUAUCCUGAGAUUCAGGCCAAAGCACAAGCAGAGAUCGACGCGGUGAUUGGGGAUGACAGGCUACCACGAUUCGAUGACAGGGAGCGCCUCCCGUAUGUCAAUGCACUAGCGCUCGAGGUCUCCCGAUGGCAUACCGUUGCACCUGCAGGCCUUCCUCAUUGCGUUACUGAGGAUGAUGUUCAAUUCGGUUAUUUUAUACCCAAGGGUUCCAUGGUCUAUGCGAACAUCUGGAAAAUGCUUCACGAUCCUGCGGUAUAUGAUCAACCAUUCGAAUUCAAGCCGGAGAGAUUUAUUCGAACAGAAAGCAAGGAGCCAGAAUUUGAUCUUCAUAAAGUGGCGUUUGGAUUUGGACGGCGCAUUUGCCCAGGUAGAGUCUUAGCUGACGCCUCCAUAUUUAUUUCAUGUGCUAUGGUGUUAUCGGUCUUCACCAUUUCGAAAUACUCUGAAAAUGGUGUUGUAUUCGAACUGGACACAGAGCAUACCGCGGGUGCUGUCGGCCAUCCGACGCCGUUCAAGUGUGCAAUCAAAGUUAGGAGCGAGAAGGCUUUAGGACUUAUCAACGAAGAAAGAGUUGAUUGAGGAAUGAACGUCGUUGAUGUAAUCACAUCUCCGUCAAUUGAAG